Molecule: messenger RNA, 4040 nt
Organism: Molossus molossus (Pallas's mastiff bat)
Lineage: Eukaryota; Metazoa; Chordata; Mammalia; Chiroptera; Molossidae
Gene: ZBTB7C
Product: zinc finger and BTB domain containing 7C
Exons: 3
Coding region: 365-2227 (620 amino acids)
Biological process (GO): regulation of transcription by RNA polymerase II
Molecular function (GO): protein binding; DNA-binding transcription factor activity, RNA polymerase II-specific; RNA polymerase II cis-regulatory region sequence-specific DNA binding
Source: RefSeq, a predicted model, not a curated record
UCUUCCAUCACCUCUGCUUUCAUGUCGUCUUUACCCUUACCAAGGAGCUUAAUCUGGGUGUCAUAAAGUGAGGCACAAAGCGCGCCUGUGAAAUCGGUCCUUAUCCCGAGCUCCACAGUACAGGUGGACGAAAGGGGCUGCCUGCCAAAUACUUCUGGUUGGAGGGAGGGGUGGGAGUGCUUUCUCAAACCACUCCUGGAAUGGCUAAACUCGCCCAGCGCGAAUCAAUGACAACCUCCCGCCGGCUGCAGCAGGCUCCCUGAGCUGCGCUGCCGCGUGGAUUCCCAGCCCGGGACCCUGGCGGCGCUCAGGACACGGGCACGACCGCGGCGUCCCCGGGGCGGCCAGGGCUCUGGCUGAGACCAUGGCCAAUGGCAUUGACGAGCUCAUCGGCAUUCCCUUCCCCAACCACAGCAGCGAGGUCCUGUGCAGCCUGAACGAGCAGCGACAUGACGGCCUGCUCUGCGACGUGCUCCUGGUGGUGCAGGAGCAGGAGUACCGCACCCACCGCUCUGUCCUGGCAGCCUGCAGCAAGUACUUUAAGAAGCUCUUCACAGCCGGCACCCUAGCCAGCCAGCCCUACGUCUACGAGAUCGACUUUGUCCAGCCCGAGGCCCUGGCCGCCAUCCUGGAGUUCGCCUACACCUCCACGCUCACCAUCACUGCUUCCAACGUCAAGCACAUCCUCCACGCGGCCAGGCUGCUGGAGAUCCCGUGCAUCGUGAACGUGUGCCUGGAGAUCAUGGAGCCUGGCGGGGAGGGGGGGGCGGAGGACGACAAGGAGGACGACGACGACGACGAGGAUGACGACGAUGAGGAGGAUGAGGAGGAGGAGGAGGAGGAAGAGGAUGAGGAGGAGGAGGAUGAUACAGAGGAUUUUGCAGAUCAAGAGAACUUGCCUGACCCCCAGGACAUCAACUGCCACCAAAGCCCUUCCAAGACGGACCAUCUCACAGAGAAGGCCUAUUCAGACACCCCCAGGGACUUCCCGGACUCCUUCCAGGCCAGCAGCCCUGGCCAUCUGGGCGUGAUCCGGGACUUCUCCAUUGAAUCUCUGCUGAGGGAGAACCUGUACCCCAAAGCCAACAUCCCCGACAGGAGACCCUCCUUAUCUCCAUUCACCCCGGACUUCUUCCCACACCUCUGGCCAGGGGACUUUGGUGCCUUUGCCCAGCUGCCGGAGCAGCCCAUGGACAGUGGGCCACUGGACCUGGUCAUCAAGAAUCGGAAGAUCAAGGAAGAGGAUAAGGAGGAGCUUCCCCCACCCCCGCCACCGCCCUUCCCGAAUGACUUCUUCAAGGACAUGUUCCCAGACCUUCCUGGGGGGCCGCUGGGCUCCAUCAAGGCGGAAAAUGACUAUGGUGCCUAUCUCAACUUCCUGAGUGCCACCCACCUGGGGGGUCUCUUCCCUCCCUGGCCGCUGGUGGAGGAGCGCAAGCUGAAGCCCAAGGCCUCUCAGCAGUGCCCCAUCUGCCACAAAGUCAUCAUGGGGGCCGGGAAGCUGCCGCGGCACAUGCGGACCCACACCGGGGAGAAGCCAUACAUGUGCAACAUCUGCGAGGUCCGCUUCACCAGGCAGGACAAGCUGAAGAUCCACAUGCGGAAGCACACAGGGGAGCGGCCCUACCUGUGCAUCCAUUGCAACGCCAAGUUCGUGCACAACUACGACCUCAAGAAUCACAUGCGCAUCCACACCGGCGUGCGACCCUACCAGUGCGAGUUCUGCUACAAGAGCUUCACGCGCUCGGAUCACCUGCACCGCCACAUCAAGCGCCAGAGCUGCCGCAUGGCGCGGCCGCGACGAGGCCGCAAGCCCGCUGCCUGGAGGGCCGCCAGCCUGCUCUUCGGGCCCGGGGGCCCGGCCCCUGACAAGGCGGCCUUCGUGGUGCCCCCGGCGCUCGGGGAGGUGGGCAGCCACCUGGGCGGGGCCGCCGUGUGCCUCCCGGGCCCCAGCCCCACCAAGCACUUCCUGGCGGCCCCCAAGGGCGCGCUGAGCCUGCAGGAGCUCGAGCGGCAGUUCGAGGAGACGCAGAUGAAGCUGUUCGGGCGCGCGCAGCUGGAGGCCGAGAGGAACGCGGGGGGCCUCCUGGCCUUCGCGCUGGCCGAGAACGUGGCCGCCGCGAGGCCCUACUUCCCGCUGCCCGACCCGUGGGCCGCGGGCCUGGCGGGCCUCCCCGGGCUCGCCGGCCUCAGUCACGUGGCCUCCAUGUCCGAAGCCAACAACUAGGCUGGUCCUCGUCCGCCCCGGUCCGGCUGCCCGGCCCCAUCCAGUGGAUCUGAACUGAUUUCCAAACCACAAAGAAAAAAAUGAAAAAAAUAUAUACCCGCAGCAAUGGUCUUUUCCAGGCCUCCUGAGGCAGCUGCCCCCAUUGCUGUGUCUGACACGGGCGUCUCCUGGCGGCUGGGCCACCUCUCCCUGUCCCUCUGUCGCACAGGAACUCGCAGGGUCCCACGCCCGGGAGGAGGCCUCACGGGUGCCCUGGAGCACUUGGGAGCUGCGCACUGUGGGCAGGUGGCCAGGCCAGAGGCAGACCGGAUGGAGCAGGGAGGAGGGCAGGGGCCUGGGGCACCACCCUCCUACUGCCCUAUGGCAAAGUCCCUGCUGACGCCGUUCUGAUGGGUCAUUUUUCCAGUCUCCCGAGGUCCUGGGAUCCUAUGGGAAAUGCCGUAUUGGCAGAAGGGCCUCCUGGAGUCCAGGCCCAUUUUUCCCUAACUGCCCUGUGACCUUGAACAGGUCAGCUUUCUGUACCCCAGCUCCACCCUACUAUGAAGGAGGGCUGGUCAUUUAGCUGUCCCUCCCCCACCCACCCACAUGUACAUGCCUGAACCUCUAAAAACAACCCUUGUGAGGUAGCAGCUGUGCACUCCUGAGGUCGCUGAUGAAAGUGGCCAUGUUACGAGAUUUAGUCUUAUCACACCCACCUCUGUAUUACCACAGGUGAGACUUGUGGCCACACAGACACCGGUGACAGAGAGCUGGGGUGGGGAUUGUCCACAGCCCACAGGCAGCUUUGGGGAGCUGUUCUCUGGGCCAGCCAUGAGGCAUGCGGGUGUCUAUCCCCCCUCCACACACCCUCCAAAGCUGUAGGGAGUCUCUUGGGACUCCUGAGGCCAACAAAGAAGGGAUGGAGACCAUGUCUUAACACCUGUCAACUGCCUGCCUCUAGUUUGAUCCCUGGAAAUAGACAAAGCUCCUGGUUCCCCAGGUUUAUCUGUUUGCUUUGCAAGUUGUGGGUUUGUCUUUGCUGCAUUUGAACACCCUCGAGCCCUCCCUCGGGGAAUGGAGCUGGGGUGUGUGGCUGCCCUCAGGGCGGGGAGGCUGAGCCUUGGCUCCGGCAUGGGUUUGAAGGGCUCUAUGAGUUGGGGCCAUCCACACACUCUCCCUGGCUCUCGAGUUUGUAGCAGGUCCUGAGAAGGAAGACAGCUCUGCUGGCCCAGUGCCUUCCUGAUCCUCGUUCCUCUUUCCUGCCUCCCCUCCCUUUUCUUGCUGAGUUUGCUCGUUUCUCGGUAGCCAGGAAAGGAGGAGAGCUCAUCUGCACGGAUUGCUCAGGCUGGUGUCCCGGGUCCCAGAGCUGUGGGCCUCAGAGACUUCGCUCUUCCUCUCGCCUUGGCUUCUUUCUGAGCAAACACAAAAAACAAAAAGGCCAGAGAAGACCACAGACUCUGUCACUCCCUCAGCUCCCAGAAGAGACCCCUGACGCCACACACUAUCAGAUGCCAUGACACCCAGAGGGAACUGCUUCGCACACCCUCUUAUCUUCAGAUGUCACCUUCGGCAGCCAGCCACCUCUUAGAUUCCUGUCUCCAUUCCAGACACUUGCCAAUAUGCCCAUGUCCCCCCUUCAGCCAAAGGAUUGGGGCUGACCCAAACUUUAAAAGAAAACAAGGAAAAAUGAACAAAUGGAAAUCCAGUGGUAUUGGGGCUUUUGUUUUUAUUUUGUAAAGGUAAUGACUUCUUAUAAACUCAAUUUUUCAGAUGACUGGUUAGUUCUCUUUGUUUUCUCUUGGCUGCAGUUUGGAGUUGUACAUUGUAAAAAUAU